GAAUAACAAACAUACAUUGUGUUGUAGAAUAUAGAAAGGGUAUAAACAUUCCACAUCUUGUAAUAGGUUGAACAAGUUAUGUAUACAACUACAAGUAUACUUAAACAAAAAGGUAUACUUUAGGAGAAAACGUACAGUUCCGUGCCUCGAGCUGUGUGGCGUUUGCCGCAGACCCUAAAAUGAUAAAAUGGUUAACAACAUUACGGAAUUUGAAUUUCUCCAGUUUUCCUCAAUGAGACUGGAAGAAAAUAUGGAAGUGAAGAUAUUUGACGGAUGGACCAAAUGAAUUCAGACCCAGUUAAAGGAAGAAAGGAGCGUUCUGAGCUAGCUAUUACCAGCUAAAGGACCAGCUAACGGAUGAAGGAAACACUGGCGGCGAAACACUCGAGAUGUAUCCACCUGAAACGGAAGGAAAUGAAUCUCUCUUUUUGCUCAAACAGGAUGUUUCAGAGGACGGUGAUGACAAUGGCAUUGUCCAAAACAUUUCUCCUGAAUUGAAACAGCCACAAACUGGUGUGUCUCCACCACAAUCGUCUACAUCCCUCGAAAAGGACUGGAGUACAGAUUCACCCAACAACAGUGACAGUAAUGCUGAAGAGGAAUUCUACAAAUGCUCAUUGCCACAGCAGCCAUGUUUUUUUUUUUUCAUUGACCAGAAAGACUGGCAAGACCUAAAAAAAAACGCAGAAAGGGAGGCUUUUCAAAGGAUUGCAGUGGACUAAUGUUGUAGCCACUGGCAUUAAGUCAGUACACCCCUUUUACAGUUUUGGAUUUACCAUCAACACCAGUCAGGCACGGUCUAAGACGGCUGUGUUCUCAUGUAAGGCAUACUGCCGUUUUAAGGAUUGUCCAGUGACUGUGACAGUGGAGGUUAAAGAUGAAAAAACCCUGAAGGCUGAUGUGCUUUUCCAAGGAGGUGAGGUGUGCCACAACACAAAGGAAAUAAAAACGAGACCUGUGCGUGGACACUCCAGAGACGAAAUAGCAGAACAACUGGAAACCAAAAUGCCAAGAAGUCUUUAUCUGGAUUCUCUAAAUAAAAUACCAGAAAAAGCUUUCCAAGCAGGGUGUCGGGAUGAGGCUCCAUCUAAAGAGGUCUUGAAAAAUAUUGCCUGGUCCCACAGAAAAAAAGAUAGACCUCAUUUAAAUGAGAUGGCCAGUCUGCAAAUUUUAAUUGACAGACAGCAAGGACUUCCAAACGAAGUCCUUCAGAGAGUGCUCCUGCAUCCAAAAGGUAUAAUGCUCUGGUCCCAAAAAACACUUAUAGUGUUUUACCAAUGGUGCAAAGAUGACAUAGUAUAUUUUGAUGCAACAGGAAGCAUUAUCUCAAAAGAUAAUGCUUCUGCUACUCCGUACUAUGUGUAUGAAAUUAUAGUUCGAAAUCCCUUCAAGGGAUCAUCACCUCUUCCAACAGCAACUUUUGUAACAUGUGACCAUACCACGGCUUCUGUAACCUAUUUUGUACAAGCAUUUCAAACAGAGCUUACACGAAUGUAUGGAAGCAGGGCAAACAAAAGGCCAGUAAUGAUCAUAUGUGAUGGCUCACUGGUGCUUCUCCAGUCCAUUGCGAUAACAUUCUGCAGAGCAAGUUUGGAAGACCUCUUGGAGAGAUACUUCCAGGUUAUCACAGGACAGUUGGACACGGAUAACUUCAACAUACCCAUUCUCCACCGGUGUUUGAGUCACAUCAUGAAGAACGCAAAGGAUCUUUGCAAAAAGAGACUAGAGAAACACUACAAAUUUGGCAUGCACAUUUUUGGAUUACUGGCCUGUUCUUCCAACCUGAAAGAUUUCGAUGGCAUUAUUCUAAGUGCAACAGUAGUUUUCAAAAGUCCAUGCAGUGGACCAGAAGUGCAAAAACACCUGCAGAACCUCAAACUGCUGAUCAAUCAGACGGGAAAUGGGGAUGAUGAAGAAAAAGACAUCAUUCCAGAGGAUUAUAAGACGGCAAUAGUUCACUCAUCAGUUAAACAGCACUUUGCAGAAGUAAUUGCCAGUGCCCACCUUGAUGUGACUGGACCACCGAAUGUGUACCAUGCACCAGCAUUCAUUUCAAGUCUUUCUAAAUACUUUCUUCCACAUGCUACCUUGUGGUCAGGAAUGCUGCUUGGAGACCUUGGACGGCAUGGCAAAGGAUCAGCGUAUGGCUUUCUCAGUAAACGGUACAAUCAUGUGUCGCAGUUGAACAAGCAGAACUACACUGAAGACAACUGUACACAAGGGAUCAUGGAAAAAAGUCAAUGGGACCUGAAAAGGAUUCGUUUUGAUGGAAAGCGUCUCACUAGAUUAGAUGACUUUGUGCUCAUAUAUCAAAGGAAACAUGAUGGUCUUCUCAGAGAAUAUGGAGAUGUGGUCAAGAAAAGGAAGUCUUACCGAGUGGAGACCGAGAAAUGGAAGAAAAUAAGUAGAAAGCAAAAAGGCUUCUAUGUAACUCCUCAGAUGGGAAAACAAGUCAAACAGGAUUAUCAAGAAGAACCACCAGACUUAGAUGUGCCCACAGAGCAGACUGAAGCUGUCACUACACAGAGCACAGAAGACAUCGAAGGAUGGGAUUUGCAAAACAACUCCAGAAAAGUCCAGGAGGAGGAAAAGGGCAACACAUUGGAUAAAUUACAGGUCACUGCACUGUGGAAAAGAAAGGAAACCGAAGUUGUUGUUGCUGUGAUUCCAUCACAAAUAAAAGGGAACAACUUUAUAGUUCACCACAGCGAGCUGAAACCACUGGAACCUCAUCAAUGGUUAACAGGCGAGAUUAUAGAGUGUGCUCUGCUUGUUAUUGCCUGCAAGUUGGAUUUGGCCAGUAAGGUAUACAUACUGAACCACUACACUGCUGGUGUCAUCCUGUUUGGGAAAAGAGAAAUGAUGAGGAGGCACUGUUUGUCAAAGUCAACUUUGAUAACUACCAGGCAAUUGUUUGGUUUGUGAACGUUGGAAAUGUUCACUGGAAGUUCCUGUACCUAAGUAAAGCAGACAGCUUUCUUUACCUUGUUGAUCCAGCACGCAACACAAGAGAGCUUGAAGAAUCCAAAGUGGCAGCACAAAAAUUCAGGUAGAUUCUCUUUUUCAAAAAUUUAAUUGAUUAAAUGAUCAUGUUCUUUUAUAGUGCUGCAGUUUUCAAAAUUUGUAAUCCAGGCCUUAUGAGUGGGUUGGGACGGUUCUGAAGAUGUGCCUCAGUAAUUACAUUUUACCAUACCAUACCAAUUUUAUUUAUAUAGCACAUUUAAACACGGCAUGAGAGCCGACCAAAGUGCUGAACAAAACACACAAUAAAAACAAUCAAAAAUAAAAACUAAAUCCAUUAAAAUCAAGUAAUCCAACCCUAAAAGGAAAGGUAGAAAGGGAAUAAGUUAGACAGAAUUAAAAGCCAGAGAAUAAAAGUGAGUUUUUAAACGAGACUUAAAAAGGGAAAGAGAGGAAGAGAGUCUGAUCGGGAGGGGCAAGUGGUUCCAGAGCUUCGGUGCACAAACUGAAAAGGCGCGCUCCCCGCGGGACUUACAGCGAGAGCUAGGUACAUGUAGGAGGUGUUGGUCAGCUGAUCGGAGGGAUCUUGUAGGGACAUAUGGGUGAAUGAGCUCAGACAAGUAGCCAGGUGCUAAGUUAUUUAGGGAUUUAAACACAAAAACCAGGAUCUUAAACUCUAUCCGGAGAUGGAUGGGGAGCCAAUGAAGAUUUGCUAAAACCGGUGUGAUGUGUUCCCGCUGCCUGGUGCCAGUCAAGAAGCGAGCUGCUGCGUUCUGCACUAGCUGAAGUCGAGCGAGAGUGGAGGAGGAGAUACCGUAUAGCACUGAGUUAGAGUAGUCGAGACGGGAAGUAAUAAAUGCAUGGACAACUGAAUGAAGAUGAUGCCUUUUUAAAAUGGGCUUAACUUUAGAGAGACGCCUCAGGUGGUAAUAACAGGUCUUAACUACCUGGUUGACAUGAAUGUCCAUUUUUAGUUUAGCGUCCAUCACAACCCCUAAGUUUGUGACACGGUUUUUCAACCCACUUGUGAUAAAUGGAAGGGUCAGUUGGGGACUUUGAGAAGUACCAGGGCUGAAAAUGAUGGCCUCUGUCUUAGCGUCGUUCAGCAAAAGAAAGUUUUCUGACAGCCAGCUCUUCACAUCAUUACAGCAUUCAACAAGGGGCAGUAAGGAGUCAUUAGGCUUCACAGAGGCAUAUAAUUGGCAAUCGUCUGCAUAAAAAUGGUAAUCAAUGUGGUGUUUUUUAAAAAUGUCACCCAGGGGCAAAAUAUAUAAAUUAAAUAAAAGGGGUCCAAGAAUAGAGCCCUGAGGAACACCACAAGUCAAAGCCGCAGAGGGGGAGGCAGCACUACCCAUCAUAACAUUAAAGGUGCGGUCACAGAAGUAGGACCUAAACCAGUCUAAGGCAGUCCCCUGGAUGCCGACCAGCUGGUUCAGCCGAGUCAGCAGAAUAGCAUGAUCAACCGUAUCGAAAGCGGCCGACAGAUCCAAUAAAACCAGCAAUACAUUAGAACCAGAGUCAAGGGUUAAUAAAAUGUCAUUAAAAACACGAAGAUGAGCUGACUCGGUGCUAUGGAGGGAUCGGAAGCCUGACUGGAAGGGAUCCAUUAAA
Messenger RNA from Nothobranchius furzeri (turquoise killifish), 4572 nucleotides. NCBI's taxonomy places the organism in Eukaryota, Metazoa, Chordata, Actinopteri, Cyprinodontiformes, Nothobranchiidae. The record is from RefSeq and is a predicted model, not a curated record.